UUAGCUUCCGGGCGGAAAGAACCCACGUGGAGUCGGAGAGGGAGGCUCCAGCCCGAGUGGCGCGACCCGGGCCUCGGCUACGUUGGAUCCCGGCUCUAUGUCCACUUCCUCUCGGCGAGCAAGCCAUGGCUGGAAGAGGAGGCAGAGGGAGGGGUCGGGGCCAGAUGACCUUCAGCGUGGAAGCAGUGGGCAUUGGGAAAGGAGAAUUGCUGCCCCCGUCCACCCUCCAGCCGUCGCCACUUUUCCCCCCCAUGGAGUACAAGCCGGUCCCUCUGCAGACGGGUGAGGAGGUGGAAUACAUGCUGGCCCUAAAGCAAGAAUUGAGGGGAGCCAUGAAGAGCCUGCCAUAUUAUGUCAAGCCGGCUGCCCCCAAGAAAGAUGUUGAGCGCUACUCAGAUAAAUAUCAGACGUCAGGACCUAUUGAUAACGCUAUCGACUGGAACCCAGAUUGGCGGCGGUUACCACGGGAGCUAAAGAUCCGAGUUCGAAAGCUCCGGAAGGAGAGAAAAUCCCUCCUGCUCCCCAAGCACAAACAGCGCCUCCCGGUGGACAAGGAGGAAGCCAUCAAGAAACUGGAGACCCUGGAGAAGAAGGAGGAGGAAGUGACGUCGGAGGAAGAAGGGGAGAAGGAGGAGGAAGAGGAAGGCAAGGAAGAGGAGGAGGAGGAGUACGACGAGGAGGAGCACGAAGAGGAGACGGAUUACAUCAUGUCCUACUUCGACAAUGGGGAGGAGUUUGGGGCCGACAGCGAUGACAACAUGGACGAGGCCAUAUACUGAGGGGGGCUGCGUGGACGCCAGACGGGCGCGAAGGGCGCUCCGACUCCUGGGUCUGCAGACCCCGGCCUUCUGCCAUGGUGGUGACGGCCUCUCCCACUGGGAAGCAAGGGGGGCGCUGUGUCAGGAUGUUCCCCCAUCCUUCUUCCGACUCACUCACCAUUUCUGUGGCCACGGUGGGAGGCCUGGAUUCCGGAUCAGCCGCUGCGGCACAGGGCCAGCAGGGGGCGCUGACGGGUUCCCACCCUCCCCUCCAGAGGAAGCUCUGUCGCUUCACCCCUAGGGGGUGCUCUCCAUCCAUUUUCCAUCAGCUGCUUCUUGGAGGAGGAUGGAAAAUUGGGCAGGGAAGGUUAAGAGAAUUGAACUGAAGCUGAUGGAACCAACCUGUCCAAGUCACCCCCUCUGCCUUCUGAUUUCCACUCCCACCGCCAUUUGUUGGGGCUGGGUCCUGCCUCGCUCACCUAUAGGAGAAACUGACCAUCACCAUCCUGGGACUGUAACGUCCCCUGUUAAUUAGCAUCUGCCCCAAAGGAGUGGGUGACACCAGCAUUGACACACAGCAGGGAGUGGCAGGCAGAUAUCCUCCUUCGACUGGUCCGCUUCCUUCCCGCCCGCCAUCUGGACCUGAACUCCAUCCCAGCUCUUUGAGCUGGGAACGUAGAGGAGGAGGGUGUGUCUAUUUCGGAGUCGGUCCACGGUUUUAAUAGGAAACUCCCUUGCACCAGCAGGAUCCUAGGAUGAUGGGGCAACACGAAUGGAGCUGUUCUCCUGCCUGAUGCCUCUUCCCAGGCCUGAUUCUCCAGGCCCUGACCCCCACCCUGUGCCCUUCUUUCCCCCGGUGCAACACACUGGGGCAGCCAGCAGCUUUGCACAGCCCCGUGGGGUGCCAAGCGGGAGGUCGCACCAGGAUUUUGCACGGGGCUAAAGAAUCGCACAAGAUGCAGGACCUCGGAGAAUUAGGCCCGCAGGGGGGCAGGGUCUUGAAGAGGAUUUUAAUCCUAUUUCCAACUCUGGGCAGCUGCUCACUUCCCUGCCUCCCCCCCCCAGGG
Messenger RNA from Pelodiscus sinensis (Chinese soft-shelled turtle), 1825 nucleotides. It is a transcript of the gene POLR3GL, whose product is annotated as RNA polymerase III subunit GL. Gene Ontology annotation, biological process: transcription by RNA polymerase III. The record is from RefSeq and is a predicted model, not a curated record. Gene Ontology annotation, cellular component: RNA polymerase III complex. NCBI's taxonomy places the organism in Eukaryota, Metazoa, Chordata, Testudines, Trionychidae.